AUGUCCUCACUGUGGCGUUCGUGCCAUCAAGAGACGGAUGGCGGGGAGGAAGCAACACGGAGAGGAGACGACUUUGCAGAAAGGGGCCGCAGCGGAGACCGAGAGCCAACUGAGCGGUCACGUUUGCUACCUCGAAGACCGUAUUUGGAUCCUGAUGACCCAGCUGUCUCCCCAUAUAACCUCUGGAGCGUGCGAGCACUGCGAGGCCUCACGGUUCUCUUCCUGGUGAUGACUUUUGCCUGGUGGGUUCUGCUGCUGGUGUCACUCUUCGUCAGUCCGCCGAAAAUGAACAGCCGCGGGUCCGGGUUCUCCGAUUUCUCAUUUACGACUUUAACAAUGAGCAACCUGUUCAUUGCCCUGAUAUUCUUCUCCAUCCCGUCGAUGCCUAUGACGAUAUGGGGAGCCUCCUUAUGCCUAUUUCUAGCAGUGAACAUGUUCAUUGUGAUCGGCGUGCUGCGCCUGCGGGUCGAGGAGGGAUGGGUGGGGAUUGCAUCUGUCGUAUGGGCGACGAUUAUUUCACUCUACCUAUUAGCUCAGACCCGCUUCGUGGCAUGGGGCAAACGAGAGGAGGAAGAGCGCUUGACGGGCAGAGAAGAGACACGCCGACCGCUUAGAGAAUGGAUAGCCGUCCUCAUCGAGACGAUAGUCAUGACCGUCACCGUUCUCGUAUCUAUUUUGCUUAUGGCUACGCUGAUCCUGCGCGCCAAGGACGCCACCCUGCCCGCUCCAGGGAGUAAAUAUUACGUCGAUAACAGCAAAUACCAAGUCCACAUGGAGUGUGUUGGACAAACGCCCUCGACGAUGGGGGCCAACCGCAGCGCAACCGUCCUAGUCGAGGCGGGGGAAAUGCCAGUCGAGCACACCUUUCGGAGCUGGGUCCAUGAAGCGUAUCGCAACGGCUCGAUCGACCGCUACUGCUACUGGGACAGGCCUGGCAUGGGGUGGUCUGACAAUGCCCCCUCCCCGCACUCUGCGGGAAUGGCCGCCGAUGCCCUUUCCGAAGCCCUGGCCCUUGCAGGCGAGAGCGGUCCGUGGGUCGUCGUAUCCGCAGGCGUAGGUGGGAUAUACAGCCGCAUCUUUGCCAGCGGGCAUGCACAUGACGUCACCGGUAUGAUGCUUAUCGACUCCCUGCAUGAAGAUUUUCUACCCGAACUAGGGAAUCCACGACGGGGCUUCAUGCUGUGGGUUCGCGGUAUAUUCUCCCCGCUCGGCCUGGACAGGUUAUUCGGGGCGAUAGUCAAGGGCUACACGAGAGAAGACCGGGUGUAUGGUAAGCGGGCUUGGGAAGGCGGGAAAUUCACCAAGGCCAAGCUGCAGGAGAAUCUGGUUGCGGAUUCCACGACGAAGAGCGAAAUAUCAAACGCGAAGAAUAUCCAAUCCAGGUCCACGCGGCUGGUUGUGGUGAGUUCGGGUCUCGAAAUGAAGAAGAGCAAGAAGUGGGCGGACAAACAAAAGGAUUUGACCAAUAUAACUGAUACUCUGGUAGCAUGGGAUGUGGUCGAGGAUGCACCGCAUGAGGUUUGGCGAACGGAUUACGGCAGAGCCUUGCUUGGAGAGAGGUUGAAGAAACUGGUCAAGUUGUGA
Paracoccidioides brasiliensis Pb18 is the source of this 1584-nucleotide messenger RNA. RefSeq lists its product as uncharacterized. Bases 1 to 1584 code for a protein of 527 amino acids. The transcript has 2 exons. The record is from RefSeq and is a predicted model, not a curated record.